AGAGAGCUAAAGACAAAGAGAGAGGGGCAUAUAUUUGGCGAUAGGGAGGGAGAGAGUGUACAUGUAUAUAUAUCUAUAUAUAUAUAUAUAUAUAUAUCUGUAUGUUUGGGAAGCCAGGUGUCGUAUGUAAGAGAGAGAGAGAGAGAAAGAGGGAAAGAAUGUGUAGAUUAAUUGUGUAGAUUUACUGUCAGUGUUCUUGUUAAGAUGGCGACUGAAGGUGGUGGUAAUAACUUUGGAUAUGAACAGACACUGCUUUGUGGUCAAUAUUCGAGAGACUUGGGAUCAUUUGCGCAGUACCAAGCUAAUCAACUAAAAUCUAAGCCAGACCAACUGUUUGAAACUGAGGGACAAACAAAACCAGCAGUUGGCUUCUGGGCAUAUUGGGAACAAUGUAUCCGACUUCGAGACAUUAUUUUUCACAAAAUUGGAGAAGAUUGGGUGUUCUUAGCUUUAUUAGGAAUUAUAAUGGCCUUGAUGAGUUUUACAAUGGAUUACGUCAUUGAAAAAUGCCAGGAAGCAAAAAUCUGGCUCUUUGAAGAGCUGUCCUUCUCUUUAGCAUUACAGUUUGUGGCCUGGGUCACGUACUCAUUAAUGUUCAUUCUCUUUGCUACCGGCUUUACACACCUUGUCUCGCCUCAGGCAAUAGGUUCUGGAAUUCCAGAGAUGAAAACCAUUCUUCGAGGUGUUGUCCUAAAGGAAUAUCUUACUUUCCGUACACUGGUUGCCAAAAUUGUUGGCCUCUGUUCAUCACUGGGUAGCACAUUGCCCCUGGGUAAAGAGGGUCCAUUUGUACACAUAGCAAGUAUAGUUGCUACACUCCUAGGAAAGCUGGUUGGCUCUUUUCGUGGUAUCUAUGAAAAUGAAUCCCGCCGCUCUGAGAUGUUAGCUGCAGCAUGUGCUGUUGGUGUUGCUUGCACAUUUGCUGCACCAAUUGGAGGAGUAUUGUUCAGUAUUGAAGUAACAGCCACAUUUUUUGCUGUCAGAAACUACUGGAGAGGAUUUUUCUCUGCUGUGUGUGGGGCACUUAUUUUUAGGUUAUUGGCAUUUUGGUUUAAAGAUGAAGAAACCAUAACAGCUUUAUUUAAGACAACUUUAAGAACAGAAGUGCCAUUUGAUGCUCUUGAAUUGAUCAUUUUUGCAGGAAUUGGCGUAGCAUGUGGCUUAGGUGGGUCUCUCUUCAUUUUACUUCAUAGAAAAAUAAUUCUCUUCACCAGAAGACACAAAAGGAUGUCUGCUUUUCUACAGAAAAAUCGAUUUAUUUAUCCUGGAAUAAUAGCUAUUUUAAUAUCUACAUUAACAUUCCCACCUGGUCUUGGACAAUAUUUUGCUGGACAGUUGACUGCUCGUCGAGCCAUUAACGAACUAUUCAGCAAUAUUACAUGGACCACAGGACAAGCUGAUGAUUUAGAAGAAGAGGCUAUCCUCAGCCACUGGAAUCCUCCUGCUACCAAUAUCUAUGUCACAUUAUUACUCUAUGUCAUUAUGACUUUUUGGAUGGGUGCCUUGUCAAACACUUUACCAAUUCCUGCGGGUGUCUUUGUUCCAGUUUUCUGUUGUGGAGCCGCAUUUGGAAGGCUGGUCGGUGAGAGUAUGUCUACGUGGUUUCCAGAAGGAAUUCGUAGUGGAGAUGUUGUUCGGAAAAUAGUUCCUGGAGGGUAUGCUGUGGUCGGUGCAGCAGCCCUCUCUGGAAGUGUAACGCGUACAAUAUCCACGUCUGUGAUAGUAUUUGAACUUACUGGUCAGAUUAGCCAUGUGUUGCCUGCUGUGGUUGCUGUAUUGAUUGCCAAUGCAGUUGCACAUUUUUUGCAGCCUUCCUUCUAUGACAGUAUCAUUCGGUUAAAAAGGCUGCCCUAUCUUCCUGACCUCAUCAACACUAAACAAGAUGCUUGGACUGUAUUUGUUGAAGACAUCAUGAUAAAAGAUAUCAGUUAUAUCACAUUCGUAUCGACAUAUUACGAUCUGCAGGAGUUACUCACUAACUCAUCCUUCAAAUCUUACCCACUUGUGGAUACUCCUGAAUCAAUGAUUCUUCUUGGUUCCAUUCAACGAUUUGAGUUGGAACGGUUGCUAUGGUUACAUCUAAGCAGCAACCAGACUUUGCUGAAUGAUCGGAAACCAUCGUCGCAUACGCUCUCCCCUCCACCGUCUCCAGGGAGGUUUAGAAAAACAUCCUCACCGUCAAUCGUUCGCAAAAAUUCCUCAGCAAAGUUGCCACAGCCAAUACCACGGUUUGUGGUGACCAAAGUAGAUGAGACUGGAACUGAAUUUGAUGGAAAUCUUGAUGAACAAGACACCAUUCCAGCGGAACCAGAACGGAAAGAAAUGAAACAGAAGCUGCACCAUAGUUUACCCUCAUCUGGACAAUAUGUAUCACCUCCCCAUUUUAAAAGACUGCCUCCUGGACUAAGGCCUAGCAGCUUUAAAAGAAAGCGCAAUGUUUCUUUCCUCAAAUCGCUAAAUCUGAAAGAGGACACAGACUACCAUUAUGACACGCUCCAGUUGCCAUUAAGGUCAAUUCUAAAGAAAACCAAUUCUGAAUCACCAUUUCUCAGUCGAAGAGCCAGUACAGGAGAUCUUAGAAUGGAUGGUGAUCUCUUUUACCGAGAUCUUGCUGCCAAACAGAGAAAGGAAAGUAUUGUUGAAGAUGUACCGUUUGUUUUCAAGAAAAACAGUAUGCCAGAGUCCUUGAGUAAAUUAUUCAAAGUGCCUUUUAAACAGAAUCGAAAAUCUGUCCACCAAGAAGAAGUAAAGGAUAAAGACAAAGAAAGAAGUCUAUUGAAUGAGCAGAUAAAUUGGGAAGGGUGUCAGAUUGAUCCAGCACCUUUCCAGUUAGUAGAGAAGACUUCUUUACAUAAGGUCCAUUCUUUAUUCUCACUAUUAGGUCUCAGUCAUGCGUUUGUGACCAAUAUUGGUAAACUAGUUGGUGUCGUUGGAUUAAAAGAGUUGCGUAACUCCAUCCAGGGCCAAAUAGACGCACAAGCUAAACACAAGGCAUCCGGUAGACAUGAUGCUGACAGCAGCGAGGAGGACAACGACGACCCGGCCCAGCUAGAGGUUGUGCGCGAAAAUGGCCACCGAGAGACAUUCACACUAGUCAAGAGGGAGAUUGCAGAAGAGACGGUUUGAAAUGAAAGGAUGUGGUGAAACGUGUCUUGGUUUCCUGGUUUCCAAAUACUUGAAUGUGUGUGUGUGUAUACAUGUUUGUCUGCUUUGGCAUUCUCUCUCUCUCUCUCUCUGGAAUCACAUUUGUACAAAUUCUUAAAAAAAAAGAAGAGAGAAAAAAUACCAAAAGGUAAAGGAAAAGAAAAACAAAGCUUUGU
Molecule: messenger RNA, 3320 nt
Organism: Octopus bimaculoides (California two-spot octopus)
Lineage: Eukaryota; Metazoa; Mollusca; Cephalopoda; Octopoda; Octopodidae
Product: chloride channel protein 2
Biological process (GO): transmembrane transport; chloride transport
Cellular component (GO): plasma membrane
Molecular function (GO): voltage-gated chloride channel activity
Source: RefSeq, a predicted model, not a curated record